GUAAGAAAAUGAAGCAACCCCCCAAAAGAUUAGCUCAAACCUUCCUAUUUCACAGUCUCUCUCUCUCUCUGUAGCAGUCGCUGACAGGUAUCCAUCCAUCUCUCCUCUCCUCUCUCCAACACUUGUUUCCCGUUCUUCCAAUUAGGUCACACUUCUCUCUCUCUCUCUCUCCCCCAUCUAUCUUUACUCAAAUCUUGUGGAUUUUUCUAAUUUUGGGUUGCUUCACUUACAACAAACUAAUAUCCUCAUCAAAACUCUUGUUUUUCUCUCUCUUCUUCUUGGAAAUUCCACCCUGCAAUGAGUUCUCUCAUUCAACUGUUGCAUGCUUCUCUGUUUUCUUUUCUUGUUUUUCCUUCAAUAUAUUGACAUCUUAGUUCAAUUGUUACCAAUACCCACUUCAGUUAUCAUGCUAUGAAUCCUCUUUUUAUGCAAUUCCUCUAUCAAUUUCUUCCCCUCUGUGUUUGCAUUCUCUUCUUCUUCUUCUUCUUCGCUCUCUUCCGGGCAUCUGUCUCCAGGUUAUCAAUUUUUCAUUGUUUCAUUUCUUUUCUUUUAAUUUGUUUAUACGGAAAGAGUAAUUCGAUAUAUUCUUUAUAAUAUCCAAUGCAGAUUAAAGACUGAUAGAGAUUCUAGAGGCAUUACCCGGCCGGUGAUGGAGAAGAAAACAGAGGAAUCUGAAGAAGAAGAUGAAGAAAUGACUGAAUUGUUUUCAGUCUUCAAGAACGACGAUGGAGCUGGUACUCAAAUUGAGAAAUCCCAGUUCCAUUUCAGUUUCAAUUUUCCGACCUAUGAAGAAUUCUGCCAAAAGAGGAGUGAGAACAUGGAUGGUAUUAAUCAAUCUGUGAAUGGAAAAUAUGAAGAUGAAGAUGAAGAAGAGCUCCAUGAAUUAAGAGACGAGGAUCAGGAUGAAUUCAUGGAAAUCCAUAAUUAUAAAGAAAAAGAACAUGAUGAAGAAGAAGAAGAAGGAGAGACGGAGAUAUUGGAGGAGAUAGAAAAUGGACAGCAGCAGCAAUUAUUAGCUGACGAAGAAGAAGAGGCCGAGGUCUGUUCAAUGAAGGGUCCAUUCGAGAUAGAAUCCGACUCCGAUUCGUCUUGUUCGAUUCUUCCUCGUCGUUUUGUCGUGAAUCCGUUAAUGGCAAUUUUCAGUGAUGGGUUUCUCUCAGACAGAGAUUUCGGAGGAGAAUUCGAACCGGAAACUCCGAUUUACGUUGAGGGAGAUUGUAUUUGUACAAUGGAACUCCCUCCGUCGUCUUCAGAAGAACUUCAUGCGAUGGGAUCAAGUCCAGAACUUGAACUUGGAGAUUUCUACGAUGAGGAAGAUGAAGAGAAUAUUUACUCGAUGGAAGAUCUUAACGAGAUGGAAGUAACCCAUCUUAGAGCCAUGGGCAAACAUGAGAACUCUGAUUUUCUAAAUGAGAGAGAUUUUCUUGAGGCGAGAGAAGAAGACAUUGAGGAAGAAGAAGAAGAUAGAAGAGAAACAACGGAUAAAUUAGAACCGUUGUGGGAGCAUCAAGAUCUAAUCGAACAACUGGAAAUGGAAAUGAAGAAAGCUAGGGCAACCGGUUUACCGACCAUUCUUGAGGACUCGGAGUGUCCGAAAUUAAUGGAAGAUUUGAAACCAUGGAAGAUCUCUGAGAAAUAUGAACAUGGAGAUCGAAUUGGUGAAUUUCAGAGAUUCUGUAAAACCUAUACAGAGAGGAUGCGCAAAUUCGAUAUCUUGAAUUUCCAGAAGAUGUAUGCAAUCGGUUUUCUACAGUUGAAGGAUCCACUAAGGCCGGUUAGAGUCAAAAGAUCGUAUGUUCAAAUGAUGAGGGCCCUAGUUUUGCAUAAAGUAAGGUUAGACAAAUCCUCGAAAGACAAAACAAAUCCGACAACGAAGUUCAUAAGGGAGUUACAAGAUGACCUAGAAGUUGUUUACAUUGGUCAAAUGUGUCUCUCUUGGGAAUUCUUGCGUUGGCAAUAUGAGCGUGAGCUCGAGCCAUGGGAGUUAGAGGGUCGUAAGAUUCGCAAAUACAACCAUGUUGCAAGAGAGUUCCAACAGUUUUGUGUGCUCAUACAAAGGUUCAUGGAGGAUGAAACGGUUAAUGGGCCAAGAAUUCAUUGCUAUGUAAAGAGCCGACAAAUUCUUCGCAAUCUCCUCCAAGUUCCUCUCGUGAGAGAUGACUAUAUUAGAGAAAAAAAGAAACCGACAAAGAUGAGCGAAUAUGACAUCACAAGUGACAUGUUAGUGGAGAUUAUUGAAGAAUCCAUAAAGACAUUUUGGGACUUCCUUAGGGCUGAUAAAGAUUGCAACAUUGUGCCUCUUCAAAAGGGUUCAAAAGAGAUUCACUUAGAGCCCAAAGAUCUUGAGCUCUUUGUGGAAAUUCAAAAAGAUCUCUAUAAGAAGGACAAGCAUAUGAGAGAUGCUUUACAUAGUGAGAACUCGAUACUAAAAAUGUUAAGAAGGAAUCGAGGAGAAGAAAAAAACCCAGAUCAACUUGUGUAUUUUCUUGCACAAGUCGAUAUGAGACUUGUGGGUAGAGUACUCAAUAUGUGCAGGCUAACCAGUGACCAAUUGAUAUGGUGUCGAAACAAACUAAACAAGAUAAAUUUUGUGGGCAAAAAAAUUCAUGUAGAACCAUCAUUUUUACUCUUCCCAUGUUGAUUCUACUUUGUUUUUAAGCUUAUAGAGUAGCUAUAUAUAUGUUAAUUA
Impatiens glandulifera is the source of this 2689-nucleotide messenger RNA. RefSeq lists its product as uncharacterized. Lineage: Eukaryota; Viridiplantae; Streptophyta; Magnoliopsida; Ericales; Balsaminaceae. Bases 650 to 2641 code for a protein of 663 amino acids. The transcript has 4 exons. The record is from RefSeq and is a predicted model, not a curated record.